CCUUCCCUGUCAUAUUCGACGGCGACAGGACAUAACAAGGAGAUAACCAUUUUCCCGAAGAACAAUCCGAAGGAAUUCAACCACAACAAUUCUCGCAUAAUAUAAAAGUUUAAAAUAAAUAAUAGAGUGUCAGUGUUCCUGAUCGUUAAUCGCAGGUCGAUAUGGAGAGAAAUAUUGAACGGACUCUAGAAGACGCGAAAAAUGUACCUGGAGUGACUGGAUGUAUUCUGACCGACAAAGGAGGUCUUUGUCUGGCGACUACGGGGAAUAUUUCUGGUGAUAGUGCUGGUCUGAUAGCAGCAAUCGCCAGUCAAGCAGCCAAGUUGGAGCCCGAAAUGGAGGCCCCAAUUAUCUGCCUGCAAAACAACUCGAGGCAAUGUCUCAUUCAGCGUCAAGGUCCCGUAGUUGGUGCUAUUUUCAAGGACACGUCACAAUGAAAAUCAGUGUAUCUUCUCGAAUUAUCCAAUUUUACGAUGGAUUUUUAAUUUACUGUCUUUUUUCAAUUGGAUACGAGAAAUUGAUAGAACUGUGACGACGAUGAUGUGAAACGAUUGGAGAACCGUUGGCUAUACGUCCGACGAGUGGAGUACGAGCGGAGUUUCUAUAUCUGUAUAUAUGUUGAAUAAUAUCUAGAAUAAUCACUAUUGAAAACUUUUGAUUAAGUGUAAAGAAAAAAUAAAAAUUAAUUCCUUUAUUUUUAUUCAUGAAUACAAGAA
Diachasmimorpha longicaudata is the source of this 716-nucleotide messenger RNA. RefSeq lists its product as uncharacterized. The transcript is spliced from 4 exons. Gene Ontology annotation, molecular function: guanyl-nucleotide exchange factor activity. Lineage: Eukaryota; Metazoa; Arthropoda; Insecta; Hymenoptera; Braconidae. Gene Ontology annotation, cellular component: lysosome; cytoplasm; Ragulator complex. The coding region runs from base 162 to 437 and encodes 91 amino acids. Gene Ontology annotation, biological process: positive regulation of TORC1 signaling; cellular response to amino acid stimulus. The record is from RefSeq and is a predicted model, not a curated record.